This is a messenger RNA of Chaetomium globosum CBS 148.51, 390 nucleotides long. RefSeq lists its product as uncharacterized. Lineage: Eukaryota; Fungi; Ascomycota; Sordariomycetes; Sordariales; Chaetomiaceae. The transcript has 2 exons. The record is from RefSeq and is a predicted model, not a curated record. The coding region runs from base 1 to 390 and encodes 129 amino acids.
AUGGUCCGCCGCGCCCUAAGCCACCGCAGAGGCAGCAAUCUAAAGCUCGAGGUCGACACCGCCAGCACAGCCGCCUUGACACCAACCUACGUCAGCAUCCCCGUCGUCGUGCGCACCGGCACCGCCCGCCGCGAGUCGCUACCCCUUUCGCGCCACCAUCUCAUGCGUCGGUCCAGCAGCGUCAGCAGUCGGAGUACCGCGUCGUCGUCGAGCUUUGCGGGGAGUAGUAGUAGUAGUAAUAGGGGGGCGGAUUUGUAUGAUGGGGGGUCGGUGAUUGUGGAUGAUAUUGAUGAGGAGUUGGAGGGGGAGCCUGCGUUUUGUUGGUUCAUUAUGGGUUUGAACUACGCCGUCCACGGCCUCGAGCCCAAUAUCGGCUAUAACCACGCCUGA